This is a messenger RNA of Lentinula edodes (shiitake mushroom), 1041 nucleotides long. RefSeq names its product aldo/keto reductase. Gene Ontology annotation, cellular component: cytoplasm. The coding region runs from base 1 to 1041 and encodes 346 amino acids. The record is from RefSeq and is a predicted model, not a curated record. The transcript has 8 exons. Lineage: Eukaryota; Fungi; Basidiomycota; Agaricomycetes; Agaricales; Omphalotaceae.
AUGGUUUCCCAAUCGAUUAAGCUAGGAGGUUCAGCCUCACAUAUCUCUGUCGGGCGAGUUGCUCACGGCUUGAUGAAAUUGACAGCGGUCAGCGACGAGCAAGCUUUCGAGUCCAUCAAAGCAGGGGUCGACGCACUACCUGCUGCGACCAAGAUGUUUUUGAACGCUGGUGAAUUCUAUGACAGGAGCUGGGGCGUCGGAAAUUUGCAAUUGCUUUCUCGCUUCUUCGAGAAGUACCCAGAUUAUGCAGAGAAGACAUUUCUUUCUGUCAAAGGUGCUAUGAAAUCGAAUGGCAAAGGUUCCAUUAUGCCGGAUUCAUCUGCUGAGAACCUUCGGGCCAGCGUGGACAAUUGUCAGAAAGUACUCGGCCCUAUCAAGAAGAUUGACUUGUACCAGCCGGCCCGAAUCGAUCCCAAGGUUCCAUUUGAGACGAUCAUGAGCAACUUGAUUGCCUUGCGGGACGAAGGUAAAUUUGGACAUAUUGGACUAUCUGAAUGCAAAGGGAGCACUUUGAGGAAGGCCUAUGCUCUUCAUCCUGGUUCCGUGGCUGCCGUCGAAGUCGAAGUCAGCGCAUGGGAAUACGGACAGCAACAGAAAGAUCUUAUUGCAGCUGCUACGGAGUUGGGCGUCUCUGUUCUAGCAUAUUCCCCGUUAGGGAACGGCCUGCUCACGGGAACUAUCAAGAGCUCUGCAGAUCUCGAAGAGGGUGACUUCCGCUCUAUGCUCGACCGCUUCAAAGAGGACAAUAUCAAGGCCAACUUGGCUAUCGUUGAGGGACUGAAAGCGAUCGUAGAGAAUAGAAAGCCUGCCAUCACUGUAGGGCAACUGUGUAUUGCAUGGGUAGCAUCUCUCGGCCCGACUAUGAUACCUCUCCCUGGCUCGUCCAAAGCAUCGCGUACUUUGGAAAAUCUGGAAGCCGGUGAUGUGGAAUUGACUAGCGAAGAGAUCAAAGCCGUUGAAAAGGUUGUGGCCGACCAUCCUGUGGCUGGUGAAAGGUACUUUGGUGGAGCCGCAAAUGAACAUAUGCAUCUUUGGGGCUAG